AUGUUUCAUUUUUAUUGCAAUCAUUGUUUUCGUCGUCGAAAAUUCGAAACUUCUAUGCAACUCUUUAUAUCACGUUGUGGCCACAUACUCUGCAAUGAUUGCGUACAAGACAAUUGCUGUAUUUGUAAGCGUCCAUUCACAGCCGUAGCCGUCAAUAAGGAAAUGCCAAGAUCUAUGGCUGAGUACUUUGUCAGUCCCAUGAAACAGUAUCAGGACUACCAAAAAAAGAUGAAAUUUCAUUAUGUACAAGAGCGACGUCUGGUCGAGCACCUCUGCCGCUCGAAUGCAGAGGAGAAUAAGAGAGUAGAAAGUGAAAUUCAAGGUUAUACUAAGUUGGACGAUUCAAUCGUGCGUCAUAUUGCACAUGAACGCGAAAGAAUACGUAAAUUACGAGAAUAUAUUGCAUAUUAUAAUAGACGUUUCGAACAUGCCAAUUAUAUGACGCCUCCAAUUACAUCCCAACCCCGGCCACGGUAUCCUUCUAGAAGAUCUAGCACAGAAAAUAUUUCGUCUAAUCUACCCAAUACAAAUAUACGUUUUACUCAACCGAUAAGACCUAAUCUGGUAUUACCCAAUAGCCCUACUAUAAGUGAUAAUAAUAGCAGUUCAAUAACUACAGAGGGGACAACAAUGGUAAAUAAGGUUUCUAAGCGGCAAAGAACCCCACCGCCCUUAGUGCCGUUUUCUCAGCAUAAACUAUUGAAUCCACAAUUUUCGUUUAAUUCUUUAAAUUAG
Molecule: messenger RNA, 735 nt
Organism: Calliphora vicina (urban bluebottle blowfly)
Lineage: Eukaryota; Metazoa; Arthropoda; Insecta; Diptera; Calliphoridae
Product: RING finger protein nenya-like
Exons: 1
Coding region: 1-735 (244 amino acids)
Biological process (GO): homologous chromosome pairing at meiosis; reciprocal meiotic recombination; protein sumoylation
Cellular component (GO): synaptonemal complex
Molecular function (GO): SUMO transferase activity
Source: RefSeq, a predicted model, not a curated record